AUGGCGGUAGAUAUGGACACCGCUCGGGAAUGGCUCACAUGGAGCUUCAGCCCGACCAUCGGAGCCAUGCUCUUCACAUUGCUGCUGUCGCUGUUGCUGCCCAUCCUCUUCCACUUGUUCCUGUACCGCCAGCGCGCCGCCGUCGUUGUACCCUCAUUCAUCCUGCUCGGUCCUAGUGGUGCCGGCAAGACAACUCUACUUACUCUGGUGCGUCGCGAACACUUGCGACUCCACUGUAAAUUUGCUAACCAUGUACACAGNUUCGAGCGCGGCACACCGACCGCUACUCACACUUCGCAAGCUCCCCAGACCGUCACAUGCACCCUCCCUACUGGCAUUAUUGCCGAGUCUCACAAAUACCGCGCCUCCGACGACCCUUCAAGCAAGAAAGAGCGUCAAAUCGAAGUGACUGACACUCCUGGCCAUGGCAAGCUGCGUCAGCACGCCUACGAUACCGUUACUGCCGCUGCCUCUCUAAAGGGCCUGAUCUUUGUUGUUGACGCAGCCGCGCUGUCCAGCCCUCAAGGCCUUUCCGAGGCUGCUACCUACCUUCACGAUAUUCUACUCAUUCUGCAAAAGCGGCACACUGGAGCAAAGAGCAGCAAGGGCCCCGCCGGAAUUCCAGUUUUGGUUGCAGCCAACAAGCUGGAUCUAUUUACUGCACUACCCGCUCAACUGGUCAAGAAGCGCUUGGAAGACGAAAUCACAAAAAUCCGAUCAACCAGGGCAAAGGGACUGCUCGACAGCGCCGUCGACAUUGAAGGAGACGAUGAGGAUAGGGAAUGGCUGGGUGAAGGCGGUGAGGGCGACUUUAACUUUGGACAGAUGAAAGAGGCCGAGAUUGAAGUGAGCGUGCUUGGAGGCAACGCCAGCGCAAAGGGCGAGGAAAAGACUCAAGUGGAUGCCUGGUGGACGUGGAUUGCGCAGCAAAUGUGA
Aureobasidium uvarum is the source of this 936-nucleotide messenger RNA. The record is from the annotation of a GenBank genome assembly. Lineage: Eukaryota; Fungi; Ascomycota; Dothideomycetes; Dothideales; Saccotheciaceae.